This is a messenger RNA of Kluyveromyces lactis, 1677 nucleotides long. It is a transcript of the gene EFM1, whose product is annotated as protein-lysine N-methyltransferase. Gene Ontology annotation, cellular component: nucleus. Lineage: Eukaryota; Fungi; Ascomycota; Saccharomycetes; Saccharomycetales; Saccharomycetaceae. The record is from RefSeq and is a predicted model, not a curated record. Gene Ontology annotation, biological process: peptidyl-lysine monomethylation; peptidyl-lysine dimethylation. Gene Ontology annotation, molecular function: protein-lysine N-methyltransferase activity. The transcript has a single exon. Bases 1 to 1677 code for a protein of 558 amino acids.
AUGGUUAAAGAAGCAGCUCUUGAAAGAUUGUUGGUCCAUGCAAAGAAGAAUAAUUGUGAAAUCAGUGAUGAUCUAGAGUUUCGAAUUGACCCGGUGACUGGUGUAGGUGCAUACUUGAAGCAUAAGCUACAUAAUAAGGAAGCCCUCAUAAAGAUAUCUCAAGAUUUCAUUUUAACUAAGGCUGAAGCGCUUCAAUACUUUGAAAUUGAUAGUUGUUCUUCAUCAAACCCUAACGCGAUUACUCAGUUGUAUUUAAUCGCAUUGCAGUCCAAUCAGUCAGCGAAAUGGCAACCUUAUUUGGACGUAUUGCCAUCUUUGGACGAUAUUUCGAGCCCUUUAGUAUGGCAGCCGCAUGAACUAGAAAUAAUUCGUGGUUCUGACCUAUACAUAAAAACCAAACGGAAGCUUGCCUCUUUGCUAGACGAAUGGUAUGAGAUUUUAACGGAACUGAAUUUGUGCAGUGAAAAAGCGAAGAAGUACUAUGAACUUCAAGAUAGAGACAAUAUAGCUGUUGAGAAAUGCUAUUCAGUGGAUUCUUUUGCUGCCUAUCUGUGGGCGCAUUUGAUAUUUUCUUCGAGGGCUUUUCCAUCCAUAAUUUAUGAUAAUUCAGCGGGUUUGGAGGAGGGCUUUCUUCUCCCAAUCGUCGAUCUUUUAAAUCACAAAAGUGACACGAAGGUACACUGGAAGUCAGAAGGUUCCUUUAUAACAUUUAGUUCCGAGGAAAUAAUUGAAGCCAAGGGUGAAUUGUAUAACAAUUAUGGUGAUAAAUCAAACGAGGAGCUUUUGCUCGGAUACGGUUUUGCAAUUGAUUCCAACCCACAUGAUGCCACGUCUAUAUCUUUGAAACUAGAUGAAAAAACACUAUCUGAAGCAUCAAAUUACGGUACUGAAAUCAACCCGAACAACGUAUCUGGUGAUUCCGUUAGAUUCGAUAUUUCAUUGAAAGAUCCACUUCCAGUUCCGUUAAUUAAGCUCUUUGGAUUUAUCUCAAAACUAAAAUCAGAGAAAAACAUUACUGUACGUGCCGUGCUUGAAGGUCUAGAUCAACUGUAUGCUUUAUUACAUCAAAAGAUAGCUAUUUUCAAAGCUAAGACCAAAUUCGAAUCGCAUAAUAUCCGGAACGAAUCGAUCAUAAAGAAUGCAAAAAUUUACUUAACAGGACAGCGAAGGCUUUUUCAUUCCUCUCAGGAAGAACUGCAAAGGGAAAUGAAAGCUAUUAUGAAGAUUUAUAAACCAGUGUCUUUCAAAUCUAUCUACAAGCUUGACCCUGAGUUUUCGAGCAGUUUAUCGUCAUGUUUAAACGUCUCAUCCUAUGAAGAGCUUGUCAAGAAAGGUCUUGCUCAACAUGCACUUUUACUCUGGAUUGUCAAAGCUCACAAUGCUAAGUUUUAUAAAAGUCCCCACUCGCCUUCAUUCGUUAGCGAUACCUUUAAUGAUGUCGAGCGCAAUAUCACGAUCGAAAAGGACGAUGUCUUAGAAUACAUGCAAUUUUACCAAGCGUUUUUCCCUAAUCUCUCACAGAUGUUUCCUAAAGUGUACAGUGUAGGAAGUUGGUCCAUAAAGGACUUCAUUAUCGCUGGUGUGGUGAUGGACCGUAUUGUAUGGUUGAGAAUGGCAAGCAAUGAAUAUUUCCUAUUCGAAAAGCAAACAUUUGAUUUCAAAAGAUCCUAUUCCUAA